AAUUGUGACCAAAUGCAGUUUAGUGUAAUUUUAAUUUCGCACUAUGUACCUGGAGUUAAUUAUUGUUAUAUCGAUGUUUUUGAGAUGAUGGAGUAUAUGUGUUAUAAUUUGAAUUAAAGGGUGAUUCAUUUAUGGAAUGAGUUGUCAUCAGCAGUAGUGGAGGUUGUUACUUUCAACAGCUUCAAAGGGGAAUCAAUAAUUUAUUGCAAAAUAAAGUUAACGUUGGACUGAACACAAAAACUAGAUAUUCGGACAUGGUGAGCCUUGCUAAUCGUCUGUCAGCCGAAAUUGAGAUAGGAACCAACUCAAUAGUGUGACAAGAAAAGGAUCUUGACAUUGAUAGAUAAGUCACUGAAGUCAUCGAAGCAGUGCAGUGCUCUGUUGCUGUCAGCACCAGUAUUUGAGAGUGAUGAAACCCCUAUUCUGGCUACAUCUCGUGAAGCACCUGAACAAAUUCCAAAUCAAGUCUUUGCAUUGCUUGUCAUUAGUGGACAACUCUUAAGUGUAGAUGUGAUUUACCUGACAACUUGAAAAUUAAGUGUGGAUAAUUAUCUCAAUUAUGAUUGGAAUGGUUGCUGUAUCAUUUAUUCUACCAUAUAUAUAUCCAUCUGAAGAGGCAUGGAAAAUCAAGCCUUACUUCUUAUUAGUUUACUGCCAUGUGGUACUUUGGGUCUUGUUCUUUUUGGGAGACCUGUAUUUACGAUACUAUCACCAUGUGCUGUAUUGUUAUGGCCACAUUAAGUUCUACCAAACCACCAAGUUGUUGAGGAGAAUGUUGUUUUACAUAUUUUCAGCAGGAAAUGUUGUUCUUUUGGUGAUUGUGACAGUAGUUCAGGAAAGAUGUUUUAACAGAUUAGAUUGCAAAACAUUGCCUUCCCUCAAACCUGUACAAUACAUUUGGAUUCUGGUGUGCAUUGAAGGCUUGGCAGCAGUUUUUUUUCUGGUGCAAUAUCUAGUGAUUACCAUAAGAUUUCAAAGAAAUGUCAAACUUCCUGACGUACAACAAGAAGAUAAUCUCAACAGCUAUAUGCAGUUUCAAGGAAGUUCAGGAGAAGUGGGAUACUUGGAUCAAGAUUCUAAAGCCGAACUUCUAGAAAAUCAGGCUGACCUGAUAUCCUAUCUUCAGCAGCACAAUGCACAUCUUAGCAGGCAGCUUCUCAAGCUCAAGGCAAGGUUAGACUCUCAGAAUUGUGGCUAAAUAAAAAACAAACUUGCAUAAACAAGCUCUUGAUGGCAAAAGUAGCAUAGUGAGGCCCAGUAUUUUUAAAGAUGAACUUAUACAUAUCUUUCCCAGUCUGUGUUUGGCACAAUGGAAAUUAAUUACCAACCAUUAGGGAAGAAUAUGCUUAAAGGGAGAAAAAAAACUACAUUAUUGAAUUUUGUUUUUCAUCUUCAACUGCAUAAUUCUAAAUUCAUGAACAAAUAUUUCAAUUUAUUAAGCCCAAAAAAAUUAAUAUAUGGAUUGUAUAAGUUAAAGUUAGGGCUUUCAACUUUGAAUCAAAUGCAAUUAUUUAUAAUUUCACUCUGUAUUUACAAAUGUAAAACCAAUAAGAUAAUUUUCAGUGAAGGUUGUAAAAGAACAAUUUCACUAUAGUUAAAUUAUUUUAAGUAGGAUAUUCAAAAAUAGAUUAAUCUCAAUGCCAAUAGAUUCUUUAUUUAUAAUACCUUCUAUCCAAAUUUAUGGUUUGAAUACUUUAUGAAUGAUUUUUCAUGCUCAUUUUCUAAAUGAUAUAUACUUUAAGUAGUAGACUGCAUGCAAAUAGCAUUAUUAAAGAAAAAAAAAUAACUUUUUGUCAUCAUGAUAAAGUGCUGUGGCUUGAGAUUAUUUAUUAAAGUAUAUCAGCUUACAGUGAGAAUAUAUAUUUUAAAUAAACUUUUCUUUGUAAGUUUGCACUUCAAAAGUACAGCAAAGAAAAACAAUUUUCUUGUUUUUUGGUCCUAAAGUCUAUUGAAACUGUUCUUUUAUACAAAGUAAAUUGUUUUUAAGCACAAAACUUUUCAUUGAUGGUAUAUUAUCAAUAUACAUCGCAAUGUUGAACUUAUAAUUUCUCUUAGUGUAAUGUGUUAUCAUUGUAGUAUGUGAUAUGUACUCUUUGUAAUUUCUAAAGAAGAAUCAAAAAUUGAAUUCUAUAUAGUAAAAACUGAUUUAUUUGUGUUUAUUAUUUUUGUUGUAUCAAAAUGUUUAUAAUGCAGACUUGUCUGAACUCCUACACCCAAAAAUGACCGGUGAACUGGCUGAAAGCUUGUGUUGGUUUUUUUAAUGUAUUGUUUAUGAUGCAAUGUGGUAACAUACUUCCUCUGUCUCUUCAAUUGUUUCAUUGGAUGUAUUAUUUUAUGUAUAGAACAUGUGGUAGAAUCUAACGUAUUCUUCCUAAGCUCAUUAUUGUGUGCACAAUUAGUGGUAUUUAUCAACGUAUUUUCUUUAGAUGAUUAUACUUUGUUUUCAGGGUUACACAACUGCUACUGCUUACAAAACAAAAAGAGACAUUUUAACUGAUAACUUCUGAUAUGAUAUCUUACCUCCACUCACAAAAUAGCUUUUCUCAAUUAGUACUGACCUCUAUCAGCACAAAAUUUCAAUUCUCGCCACUAGCCUCACACUUCUCGUUUCUGCAUAUCCACAUGUAAAUGAUUAUGCAGCAGCUCUCCACCAAUAGGCACGUGACACAACCCCUAUCAUAACCAGCACCCUCUCCACACUUUUACUCUUUAAUCACUUCUUGAUUGGCAGUAGUACUGUACAGAUGUGCUUGUUUUUGCUCACUAAUUUGUUAGCUUUUUCCUUUAUAUUACAGACAUACUUUAUUCUUUAAUUUUCCGCAUUUUUGAAUUGUGAAAGGUGGCUUUUUCCAACUUUUUUUGCUUUUGAAUAUUUGUUUUUUUGUCCUUAAGUUUGGAAUUGUCACUAUACAUUCAUAGUUUCAAUUAGUUGCAACUACCACAGUUGUUACUGCUGCUGCAGAUUUACCUACUGCUACUAUCGACUUGAGUACUCAAUUAUUGGCUGAGAAUGUGACUGCAGUUAUUCUGCGAGAAAUGUCCAUGUUUAUACAACCUUCACCACCACACAAGGAAUAUCCUGUCAUGCCUGCUCCUGGGGUGUCUGACAGGGAAUUAACUUCGGUCAGGGAAUAGUAUGUCUCGUCCAGGUUGUACUUCUGAAGAUAAUGCUUAUGUAUUUUAUAGAUGUUCCUUCCCUCAACUGGAUUCUCAACAUGUGGAAUUUCUCAUUGCAUUGUGGGGUUUGAACCCUCAUACAUCUGAAUUUCUAACAUCCUCAAUUUUUCUGUAUCAGACUGAUGUUGUCAACAAUCAUGUGCAUUAUCAACUAUGUACUUGCUGGCUCAGGUAAUUAAUUCACUUGUCUCCUGAAGGGUUUUCAGAUGAUAUUUGCAGUAUUAUGUUUACUACAAUGGCACACCUUUCAUCUUCUCCCCAGGCCCUUCAGACUUAGUUAAUAUGCUGGUGGGAUCUUCUGGGUCAGGAUGCCAUUCUUUCUCAGAUACAUAUACCCGAUACUUCCCUGUGCAACUUGCAUGUGGCACCAUUUUUGUUUUUAUGUGAAGAGGUGUUUGAUGGUUUUAUUGAAACACUGGAGGCCUCAGUUAAAUCCCCUCAUCUGCAUAAUUCAUUAUCCUCAUUAACUUCCCAUUUAUCCCAACUUCCUCCUACUAUCUCUGUCUCACACCCAUUCCAACAAUAAAGUUAAGUCUGGAGAGAUUAAAAGGAUAACUACCAGAUGUGGGUGUAGUUUUGCAGGAGCAAUUUCCAGCCAAGUGUUAACAUUUGUGAUUGUAUCGUAUUCUACUGCUGUAUUAAUAUUAUCAUUAUUUAUUUAACAAGUUUAUGUGUUUUUUAUUUAGUAUGUAUAACAGUUCAAAAACUUUUUUCUGCACAGUUUUAACAAUGGAAAUUGAUAGUAUCAAAGCCAAGAUUUGUUGCUAUGAUACAUGCUCAAAUGAAAGACACAUAUAGGGUUUCAUUAAAAAAUUUACUGAUGUAUCAGCUUAAAAACAUGAAAAUGUCAUUAGGGAAUUGGCAUCCCAUUCAGAAAACAAUACUGUAUUUAUAUAAUUAUUAAAACACUUCACUCAAAACAAAAGGUUGGUUAUACUUAGAAAAAUUUUAAUUUUCGAUGUAUUUUUAAAUGAUGUUUUUCCAAGAAAAGGAAUAUGCAUAGCCAUCGUUCUUUUGCUCUAUAUAUUUUUUCACUUGGUUGAACAUGGUAACCAGUUUAAACAUGAGUUGUAUAUAUUACUUAUAACAGUGUCACAGGCUCUUACGUUUUCAGGAUAGUUUAUAUUAGUUCUUUAGGAAAGAGUAUAUAGUUGGAAGUGAGAAUUUCUCUGUAGAUUGUCCAUUUAUAUUACUUAUAUAUCCACACGCACACACAAAUCUGUUUGUAAGGAUACAGGAUUACUGUAGCUAAUUGCUCCUAAUUUUCUAUUUAGAAAAGACAUACAAAGAAAAGAUUUUUCGUGUUAUACAAACACUGCAACAAAGGCACUCUUAAUGUAAGAUACUCAGAAUGAACAAAUAGUGAUGAGUAAAACAUGGAGAAAUGUAUCAAUGUUAAAAGAGGGAUUUGGUGUACUUUGUAGAUUUUAUUACUGUGCAUAUAGUCUCAAUGCAUGUAUGUGUGUGUAUGAUUCGUUAUUUGGUUUGUAGUUAGGACAAUUGUUCAAACAACUUUUAAUUUUUAAAUAAAUUAUCCUUUUAAUAAUUAACUUACCAAUGAGUUGCUUGCAUCAAGUAAUCACAGAAUUGAUUCGCUAAUAAUAAAAACUUCCUCAUGAGUCACAAGACACCAGAGCUUGGAAGAAUUCUUACAAUGUACCAUUAUAAUUUUUGUAUGUUUCAAAUUGGAAUAUCAUCUUCAUGAAAUAUUACAAUUACUUAUUUAGAGAGUUUUCUUACAUUUAAAUAGGACAGAAAAUUUUUUUUAUUUUUUGUUUUAUAGUAAUAAUUGAUUUUUAAAUCACAAUUGUCAUUAUUUUUAUAUCAACUUUAUGUUACAAUUAGCACUACGUUUAAGGUCAUAAAAAAAAUCAUCCAGUUUUUCAGUUUGAAGCCUUUUUAAAGGUUUAUGUUUACACUAGGUAGCAGAACAAGCUUCACUUGAAUGUGCAUAAAAACUGCCACCCACAAGUUCCAAAUCCUAUAAUGUUUCAAUGAUCAAACUGUUAAAUAAAAAACAGGGUUAAUAAGACUAGUGUUUUUCAAAAAAAUAUUAAGGUCUUAGCUGAAGCUUUCUUUAUUAGAUUUUUUUUGUGUGUAUGAAUGAUUUGAAGGUUUCAAAGAAUUAUUGAAAACCCAUUAAACAGAAUGCUUAUUGCUAAAAA
This is a messenger RNA of Limulus polyphemus (Atlantic horseshoe crab), 5342 nucleotides long. Its product is annotated as transmembrane protein 192-like. Lineage: Eukaryota; Metazoa; Arthropoda; Merostomata; Xiphosura; Limulidae. Bases 560 to 1198 code for a protein of 212 amino acids. Gene Ontology annotation, cellular component: lysosomal membrane; late endosome. The record is from RefSeq and is a predicted model, not a curated record. The transcript has 10 exons.